GAAAAUCUUCUUCACAACAGAUGAAGCUCACGGUGCAUCCCAUCCAGACAGGUUUAGAUGAGAACUAUAACGACCCAUUCAACGCGAACUUUACAACGACGAAUCCUCCUGAAGAUUAAACCAUACGCCUGUACUCCGAGCCAAUCUCUCCUGUGCUAUAAUCCAACACCGACAGCAACUUCGAGAUUCCCAAAAAAAUGCCCAUCGUCAGCGCUCCUGGGGGCCACAAAAGGUCUCUGUGAGACAGAUCUGGGGUCAGACCGGUGCUGCUUUCAUGUCUGGAGACUCUUUCGGUCACUUAAAUCCACUGGUGCUGAGAGGGGACGUCUGUGCGCUGCUCGACCUGCUCAACAUUCCCAGGCUGCUAUUCGAUACAGAGAUGGCUGGAGGAGGAUUUCUUGGGAAAAUCCCAUCAUGACUCCUGGUCUGCUAAAUACAAGGGAGGAGAGAAAAGGAGGGAGAUUUGGAGGAAAGGGAGAACUUUUUCUGUCUCCGAAAGAAACGGAUUCAGGCAUUGUCCAGUCAAAGGUCGAGCUCAAGUUACGAGUGGACAUUAGGGCACAAUUGUGUUUGGUGUGUAGAAAGGUGACAUUUAAAGUCCAGAGCCUUAGCAGCAAUUACCAUCACUCACUUAAUCCAAACAUGAAGGCCGGGGGGCGGCAAUGAUGUGCGGAAUUUGACUCGAAGCCGACAUUUGGCAGCCCUUUCAAAGGGACCGGUUAUAGCAGGGGCCCUGCGCUUUAUGAAUAUACAACUCGGCUGUUAAGAAGAAUGUUACAGUGCUUACGCCACAAUGCAACACCACAGGAUAACAAAUGCGGUCAGACCAUAAUGUCUGUGCCGUCCCUUUCCUUAAUUAAAAAAAUGUAUUAAGUCUUAAGGCUUUUGUGUUAUAUCACAGUAAUGGACUCCGAAUGCCCUCGCUGGCUUUCCAUGAAUUGCCUUUCCUCCACCAAACAAAUGCCAGCUUUAAGACAGUUUUACACGAAGUAAUAACUACACAAGUGCCAUAAGUUAUCAGGUUCUACCAGAAAAGACCUUCUCUAAUUUCUCUGCGGACAUUUCUAAUUAAUUUAUAUUGACAGAAAUUCAUUUUCUUUUUUGUAAUGAUGUUGUGUUAACAUAUAGGGUCAGCUGUUGUGUCAGCGGUUCUU
Triplophysa rosa is the source of this 1154-nucleotide messenger RNA. RefSeq lists its product as uncharacterized. The record is from RefSeq and is a predicted model, not a curated record. NCBI's taxonomy places the organism in Eukaryota, Metazoa, Chordata, Actinopteri, Cypriniformes, Nemacheilidae. The transcript has 3 exons. The coding region runs from base 58 to 666 and encodes 202 amino acids.